This is a messenger RNA of Magnolia sinica, 2678 nucleotides long. Its product is annotated as inactive TPR repeat-containing thioredoxin TTL3-like. The transcript has 7 exons. The coding region runs from base 388 to 2574 and encodes 728 amino acids. Gene Ontology annotation, molecular function: protein binding. NCBI's taxonomy places the organism in Eukaryota, Viridiplantae, Streptophyta, Magnoliopsida, Magnoliales, Magnoliaceae. Gene Ontology annotation, cellular component: cytoplasm. The record is from RefSeq and is a predicted model, not a curated record.
ACAAUAAGCAAAGAGAAGGGGAGAGAGAGAGAAAGGAAGUUGGUUUUCUUGGCAGCUACUCCAUGAGGCUGUGAUAGAAGAAUAUACACACUUCCUUGGGUGUAAAUCCCUCCCUCUCUCUCUUCUCUUUCUGUCCUUCUUCAUAUUCAAGCAAUCAACCCAUCUCUUUUGCCUUUUUCUCUUUUCCUUUAUUAAAUGGGAUUUUCUCCUCACAUUGCUUUGAAUUUUCAAAGACAUAUUUCUGUCGGAUAUAAGGCCUCAUCUGGCGCCUUUCUCUAUUGCCAAAACCCCAUUUCGUCCUUCUCUUUCUCCUUGUUCUUCUUCUUAUGAUUCUGCUUUAGCAAGCGAUUAUUGUGGGUGUUUCUGAUAUUGAGAGAAGGAGAAGCGAUGACGGAGGUGGAGAAUUACAGGGAGAAGAAGAAAUAUGGGUGUGGGGUUAUGGUCUUAUACAAUGGCUUCCGACGUCGGACUUUCUGGUCUAGAAGAACAGCUUCUUCUAGCUCAAUCUCCACCACCAAUGGCAAUAACAUUUUAAAGCUCCCUCCGUCGAAUUCCAAGCGCAGGCGGGGUGGUUCCAUUGAUGCUGCAUUCAAUGAUCCCGCCCAAAUAUCCGAGCAGCCUCCUUCCCUUCCGACGGAGAAACCAGUUGUGAAAACUCAGCCGAAUUCGAAGAACGUUCCGCCCCAAUACCAGAGCAUAGUUAGAAAGACGCCCGAUGCGGUCAGCUCUCAAUCUUCGUCGUCCGGCUCUGGAGGGUCGGCGAAGGUGGGGAUGGUGGGCCCGGCGAGGCGGGGGCAGAAGGACAUGACGAUAUCCGGCGAACUCGAGAGCAUGAUUCCCGAUAACCGGGCUAAUGUAGACGGCGUGUUGGUCCGGGCCUCAUCGAGCAAUAUGAUGGUUUUCGGGCAUUUGGGUAAUUUACGGCAGCCCGGGAAUGGGAAUUUGAAUGGAGGAGGGUACCUGAAUUCCAACAAUGUUCUUGAUUAUCUGCCGAAGACAGCAAGCGAGAUGACUAUGGUGACGUCGGCGACAGCGAUGACAGGGAAUGUGAAAGGCGGGAAUCGAAAUUUUGUAAUGGGGAAUGUCAUAAGGAAAUCUAAUGAUAGAGAGAUUGCAAAGGAAUCGACGACAGUCUUAUGUCGGGCUCUGUCGACGAGAUUGAGCCCUGAGGAGUUGAAGGCGAUGGGGAACGAGGAGUACAAGAAGGGGAAAUACGCUGAGGCGUUGGAAUUUUAUGAUCGAGCGAUCGCAAUCGAUCCUGAUCAAGCAUCGUAUAGAAGCAACAAGAGUGCUGCACUUAUUGGAUUGGGUCGGCUUCUGGAGGCCGUUGAUGAGUGCCGAGAAGCGAUUCGGAUCGAGCCUUCUUAUUCCAGAGCUCAUUAUCGGUUGGCUACUCUUUAUCUCAGAUUGGGAGAAGGGGAGAAGGCGCGAAAUCAUUACAGACUGGCAGGAAGCGAAGCCAGUGGAGGAGAGAUGGCACAAGCGCGGGCUCUUCAAACACAUCUCUGCAAAUGCCAAGAAGCACGAAAGCUAAGGGACUGGCACACCGUGCUAAAAGAAGCCGAGUGCGCCAUUUCAGCCGGUGCCAAUUCGGCCCCACAGGUGCUCUCCAUGCAAGCCGAGGCUCUGUUGAAGCUGCACAGACACCAGGAGGCGGACAUAACCUUAUCGUGCGCAACUGUCUUUGACGCGGAUUCUUCUACCAGGUUCUUUGGCCCAGCUGUAAAUGCGUAUCACUUCCUUGUCCGCGCGCAGGUUGACAUGGCUGCUGGCAGGUUCGAGGACUCAGUGGCAGCGGCUCAGCGUGCGGCUCGGCUCGACUCAAGCAACAAAGAGGUGGGCGUGGUGAUUAGAAGGGCCCGAGCCGUGUCGGUGGCUAGGUCGAACGGGAACGAGCUGUUCAAGGCCUCCAGGUUCACCGAGGCAUGUGCCGCGUAUGGGGAAGGUCUCGAGUACGACCCCCUCAAUUCCGUCCUGCUCUGUAACCGAGCGGCUUGCCGCUCCAAGCUGGGUCAAUGGGAGAAAGCCAUCGAGGAUUGCACCUCUGCUCUCACCGUCCGCCCAUCCUACAGUAAGGCUCGACUCAGGCGAGCCGAUUGCAAUGCCAAGUUAGAACGGUGGGAGGCGUCGAUACAAGACUACGAGGCGUUGAUAAGGGAGACGCCCGGGGAUGAAGAGGUGGGCCGAGCAUUGUUCGAGGCCAAGGUCCAGCUCAAGAAGCGGCGAGGCGAAGAUGUAAAGGACAUGAAGUUCGGGGCUGACGUGGUCGUUGUCACGAGCAAUGAUAGAUUCAGAUACAUCGUAACAUCUCCUGGGAUGUCGGUGGUGCUAUUUUGCAAUAAAUCCAGUGAUGUUACAAAGCAGAUAUUGUCUUUCACACAGCAACUAUGUAAGAGAUACCCAUCCGUCAAUUUCCUCAAGGUGGACAUUGAAGACAAUCCUUACGUGGCAAAAUCAGAAGGGGUGGUAUCGGUGCCUGGCUUCAAGAUAUACAAGAACGGUUCAAAAGUCAGAGAUAUUGAUGGCACCAAUCAGGACUUGCUAGAGAGCUCUGUGAAAUUUUUCAGCACUUAGAGAGGAAAAAAAAAGAGGCUAUUUUCUCACCUAACACACGUUGGAUAUGGAGACAUGGUCAGAUACAAUUUAAAAGUUUCAAAAAAAAAAAAUUGAAAAAACAA